AUGACGCCCGAGGUUGAUCGACAGACGUUUUGGAACAAGACUUCGCGUGUCACGCGCCGGCCUGGCGAUGCUGAGAGCACAGUACAUACUAUGCUGUCGGAGUAUAAGGACUGGCUCAAUGACCAAUCUGAUAUCGCAAGGACGGCUUUUACAAGUCGUAUCGUAGAGGUGCAAGAUGCGCAGCAAGCAGUCGAUCAAGCCAGGACGCGCACACAGAUGUUGGACGCCGACACUCAUCUCGCGCUUUCAGAACUUCAAGAGUUGGUGGAGCGAGGUGCCGAUAGGGCGGCUAUGAGAAGUGUUUUAAAAAAUCUGAGAGGGGUGUCAGAGUCGUUCUCUGUGGCAGUAGAUAGGGAGCGGACAGCAUCGCGAAACCUGGAUCACCUGCAACGGGCGCAGGCUAUCACCUUGAAGAGCGGCUGGAGGAUGGUCAAAGAGGCUGACAACGCCAAGACGUUCGGGCCUAGUUAUGAUACUGCUUUGGAGAGUUGGUGCAAGUUUGCGAUAACGUGUGAUUGCGGACGUAAUCCUCAUGACCCGGACUGCUUGAAUGAGAACCCGACGUACUGGGACAAGUACAUGAUGAAGCACAGUAUGGAUGAUCGUGGCCAAGAGUCAGCAUUGUACGACACAAGAAUGUCUGCUGGGUCUUCUUCGUAUGGUGGCAGUCAGACAGGAGGGCGCGGGACGGAGCUGCCAACGCAGGGCCGAGCGCGAUCUUCAACAAGACGGUCGGGUUUGAGAGAAGCGCAGUAUCGAGAUCCGUACCAUUAUGGUAUCUGA
Molecule: messenger RNA, 783 nt
Organism: Cryptococcus amylolentus CBS 6039
Lineage: Eukaryota; Fungi; Basidiomycota; Tremellomycetes; Tremellales; Cryptococcaceae
Exons: 2
Coding region: 1-783 (260 amino acids)
Source: RefSeq, a predicted model, not a curated record